UAACAUAAAAAUAAAAAAAAUUAAGUGUCAUAACCAAAAAUCUUAGUAAAAUAUUAGCAUUUAAAAAAUGGUUUGUGCAAUGCAAGAAUUAACUGCUGCAGCAAUUGCUGCCAAUGAACAGCAGCAAACGCAACACCAACAACACCAACAACUGCAAGCAACACAGCAGCAGCAACAUUUUAACCCGCCGCAAAUGUUACAGCAACAGCAUCAACAGCCACAUAUGACAACGAUUGUCUUGCUAACAACACCUGCCCACAACCAAACACAUGCAACAGCAGUAGCAACAGCAAUGAACGGUGUUAGGACAACUACACAAACAACAGCAACAAAUCGUUUGCCUGCCAUGAAAAGUCAACAAUUGAAGCAAAAACAUUCUGCUUUGGUUAAAUUAUUGGAAUCGGCGCCAAUAACAAAGAGGUCGGCCACUAGUCCAAUAAUUAAACAGCAGCAACAACAACAACAACAACAGCAGCAGCAAAGACAAAUUGUUUACUUUACACAAGAACUGCCACAACAACAACACCAGCAGCAGCAACAGUUGUUGCAAAGUUUAGAAAAUACAAAAGUUGUGACACAACGCAAAAGACUGAAAAGCACAUUAACGCCAACAACAAAUGAACAACAACAAACAAAAAACACAUCGUUGUUGGUUGCUCUACCAACAUCAGCAAUUGUUGGCGCAAUUGAAAGAAACACAACAAUUGCCACAAAUAAUACAAAUAAUACAAAGACAACAACAACAAAUAGUAUUAAUAAUAAAAAUGUUGCCACAAUUAAAUUGGAAUCAUACGUCGAGCAACAUGAGAAUUGCAUAAAGCAGCAACUGAAACAUGCAGCAACAUGCAAUGAUAAUGAAUCAGGCAUUGAUGAUGAUCAUGAUGUUGAAAGCGAUCAUGAAAUUCCGCCCAAAAAAUUAGUAAGUACUGUAGUUAAUAGCAGCAAUAAUUAUACACCCGCCACCGAACAACAACAACAACAACAACAAAGUAAAGAAAAUUACGAACACUAUCAGUGUCCGUGGAAGAAAAUUCGCUAUGCUCGUGAGUGGAAACAGCGUGAACAACAACAACACCAGGAUCAAAAUCAAAACCAACAACAGCAGCAGCAACAACAAGCGAUGGCGGCAAAUUUGACAAAUGCCGUCGGCAAUAGUAACAAUGCCACCAACAUCGCUAACGCCACCGUCAAUGAAAACAGUCAAAAUUGUGAUACCGAAGCAAUGGACACCACCAAUGCUAGCCAUGAGCUGCGGCAGGAAGAGGAACAACAAUAUAGAAAUAUUGUUAUAAAACGUGAAGUAACCUUAUCCGAACAAACACACAAAGAAAUCACAAUGUUGUUGCAACAGCAGCAACAACAACAACUGCAGCAACAUCGACGUGAUAGUUCGGACAGUAAUUCAUCACUGCUUAGCAAUUCCAGUACGCAAUCGUUGAAUGGUUGUACGUGUACACCACAGCAACUAAAACUGCAGGAGCAAUGUGACAAUGAACGCAAGCAACGAGAAUAUUGCCAAUGCAAUGAUUGUCAACUGCAGGAUAUGGACUCAGGUUGUGAUGAUGAACUCUGUGAAUUGCAUCAUCAUCAACAGCAGACGCACUCUUUCUUAGAGCAGACAACCUUAAAUUAUUUGUGUCAGAAAUUUGAUGAAAAUUUGGAAACUUCUGCUAGCAACAACAACAAUAACAGCAACAAUAGUUGUAGUAAUGAUGGUGACAGCAACAAUGAUAACAUAUCAGCAACAACAAACGCACAUAAAAAUAAUAUAAAAAAUAAUGCCAACGCUGUUAGUGAAGAUAAGGAAGAAGCAGCGGCGGGAGCGGGAAAUGAUGGCUUUUUUCGUCGAUCCAUUCAGCAGAAGAUACAAUAUCGUCCAUGUACAAAAAAUCAACAAUGCAGUAUUUUGCGCAUUAAUCGCAAUCGCUGCCAAUAUUGUCGGCUGAAAAAAUGCAUAGCCGUCGGCAUGAGCCGUGAUGGUAAGUGA
Messenger RNA from Teleopsis dalmanni, 1987 nucleotides. RefSeq names its product ecdysone-induced protein 75B-like. Gene Ontology annotation, biological process: negative regulation of transcription by RNA polymerase II; hormone-mediated signaling pathway; cell differentiation. The transcript has 2 exons. Gene Ontology annotation, molecular function: RNA polymerase II cis-regulatory region sequence-specific DNA binding; nuclear receptor activity; zinc ion binding. NCBI's taxonomy places the organism in Eukaryota, Metazoa, Arthropoda, Insecta, Diptera, Diopsidae. The coding region runs from base 68 to 1987 and encodes 639 amino acids. The record is from RefSeq and is a predicted model, not a curated record.